CCUCGGUCGACGUCACGUCAACAUGGCCGCUCUGUUGUGCUCUGAAUUGUUUUGAUUACGAAUUAUAUCUUCGCCGGCACGCUUUUCGUGUGAUAACAGCCGUGAGAAGGUCGGAGAUCGAUUCUAGAGUGCCGUUCUCACCUGGUUUCUGUGAUGUCACCACGGCGAGACGCCGGCGUGCUGUGAGACGUCUGUUUGAAAACUGCCAGCUAACCUCUGAGACUCUGCUUGCAAGGCACAUUUACAGUGCUCUCCUUCACUCUUCCUAAUAUUUCAGUAUUAUACCAGUGUUUUUAAUCGCCAUGCAAGAAAUUUGUAGGCCUGAAGUGCCAGUGAGAGCAGGGGCUGGGCCUACGACAGGCAGUAUUGGUACUCAAAGCCACUCUGGCAUUGCGCCAAAUUGCGAUUGUGCUUUCACAUCAGUUCAUCAGAACAAUCUAGUCAACAUGCCUCUCCGGAUGCGCCAUGGAGGUACCCUAGCACGGACUCUUUACCGCAAGACAAUGGUUGACCAUGAAUUGCGGCAAAUGGACAAGCGUACGUGGUACCAACCGGAGCUGACGCGGAUGCCCUCCGAUCUGAGGGGUUCCUUCGUGGAGCUGGACUGUGACUCGGCAACGGAGGACUUCUUGGAGCAGGCCGAAGCCAAGUCGGAGAGCAUCCUCUUGCAGCUCUGGCACUCUCUCGUCAAGUUGCUUCUAGGCUGGUUUUUCACUCAAACCUCCCUCAACGGGUUUCUUGGCCGCGGGUCUAUGUUUGUCUUCUCGUCAGAGCAGUUCGCCCGUCUAGUAGGAGGGCGUACCGGUGGUCGUCUUCUAGAUCUAGGGGCUGGGGACGGUGCAGUUACCUCUCAGAUGGAGCCAUUCUUCGACCACGUGUCUGUAACUGAAAUUUCGGCACCGAUGCGAAAAAUAUUGGCCCGAAAAAAAUACAGUAUUCUUGAAAUAAAUAGUUGGGCAGAAAACGGACCAUGGGAUGUAAUAUCGUGCCUUAAUGUGCUGGACCGAUGUUCUAAUCCUAAAGAACUCCUCAAACAAAUUCACGACUCACUCACUCCUAGCGGAAAAGCAAUUAUUGCUAUAGUUCUUCCUUACCAACCCUAUGUUGAAACUGGCGGUAAAGGGGAUCACCAACCUGAAGAGCGCCUGCCCAUAGAGGGAAUUACUUACGAUGAACAAGUCACUAGCUUUGUCACUGAUGUCUUAGGUCCUGCAGAUUUUCAGGUUGAAAAAUGGACGCGUCUCCCGUACCUUUGUGAAGGGGACCUCCAACAAGCUUUCUAUUGGUUAUCAGAUGCUGUCUUUGUAGUUAGGAAAGCAACUAUUGUCAGUUCAUGAUAAGACUUACCCUACAAACUAAAGAAUAGAUGUUGUUACCUAUCUAGGAUACAUAUAAUUUUUUGAGUCUUGUGUUUGAAUUGUAAGAAUAAAAUACCGAAACGAAACGUU
Frankliniella occidentalis (western flower thrips) is the source of this 1448-nucleotide messenger RNA. Its product is annotated as protein-L-histidine N-pros-methyltransferase. Bases 303 to 1337 code for a protein of 344 amino acids. NCBI's taxonomy places the organism in Eukaryota, Metazoa, Arthropoda, Insecta, Thysanoptera, Thripidae. Gene Ontology annotation, molecular function: protein-L-histidine N-pros-methyltransferase activity. The record is from RefSeq and is a predicted model, not a curated record. The transcript has 5 exons.